AUGCAUUUACACAUUGCAGACACUUACAAUUCCAUGGUCAAUGUGAAAGCUGUACAGGACCAAUAUAUUGAAGCAUUGUCUCUUUAUGAGAAAGCUUAUGAACAAUUUCGACAGCUCUUUGGAACUGAUAAAAAUGCCAAUGUUGGUCGAGUACUGAACAAUAUAGGACAAGCAUAUCGUCAUCUAGGUCAUUUACCAGAAGCACUCGAGUGUUUAGAAAAGGCUUUGCGCAUUCGAUAG
This is a messenger RNA of Rotaria sp. Silwood2, 240 nucleotides long. Lineage: Eukaryota; Metazoa; Rotifera; Eurotatoria; Philodinida; Philodinidae. The record is from the annotation of a GenBank genome assembly.